AUGGAUUCUACGAAGGCUGCACACAUGGACGCGAUUCUCCUCGAAAUCCAGCGGAAAGGCUGGACGAUCGGUGCGUUUCUGAACGACCUCCUCACUGUGCCUGCAAGGGGGUCAACGGGUGCAUCUUCACUACGCGCCCAGAUGGUCUCCAAGUUCUUGAACGGAGGCACCGCUGUUGGUGCGCGCCAAGUGGUCGAGGCGAUGUACCAAUGCAGGUAUGGCAUCCGGAAGAAGCGUCGAAACACUGCAGGCCAGUCAGCAAAUGCUGUUAGACCAGAAGGUGGGAAGCUCAUGGCCCGAGAGCACUUGAAUGCUUGGGCAAUCAGUACCGUGGAGGAGUUGCUUGACCGGGAAGCGCAUGGUGUUGUGUCGAAGAAGGGCGGAUUCCAUCUUCGCAACAAGGACGUAACAUGGCAAUUUGUGCAUAGUUUCUCCAUGGAAAAUAUACUCUCUUUGCUUGAGACGAGAGGAUCCACUGUUCUACGUGUGCUUGCGGCCAUCGCGGUUCCCAAGAAGCGACGUCCCGAUGUAGCAGAACUUGAGAAGCCCGGAUUUUCGUACAAGACCCAUUUCUCGCAGCAUGUACCAUCCGGACGUGGCAAUAAUAGCCGCGAUCCAUAUGUGAUUCUCCUAGUCGCGGCGAUGCUUCUCAUGCAUGCACGUAACGCCCACUUCACGCUGUUCCAGAAGAUCGUCGGAGUCUGGCUAUUUGCCCAGACAGCUGCCCACAGCGUAUAUGCUGUGCUUGGGCGUGUAGGACUAUCUGUGUCCUACACCACUGUGUUGAAUCUCUUACGGUCACUCUCUAACUCGGCGAAAGUUGCAGUGCGGCGCACUGCCACCGCCCGCGCGUUCCUUGCAAUCUAUGACAAUCUCAACCGCAAAUCCCGCGUCUGGGAUCCCGAUCUGGGGGAAAAGGAUAUCAUGUAUAAUGGGACAGCUGCUACGCUGGUGGAGUUGGAAGAUUGCGAUGUUGAGCAAGCGUUUGACGUCAAGGUCUUACGCGAGGCGCGGGCCAAGGAGGAUCGGAAGAAGCUCACCAUCGACACUCUCUAUAAUCGCAUUGACUGGGCACGACUCAACGCAGUCAUCGCCAUGCAUGUACUCAAUAUUCUUACUGAAGCAGUCCCAGCCCUCGAGAUUCAUCGCGAGAACAUAUGCGAGCAAUUCAAGACCACUCUUGCUAUUCAUCGUAUGCGAGAGGGACGUCAGACAAAGCUGCAUCCACUAGCCACGUCGGAUUUCAAUGAAGGUGUCACACAGGAGAAUGCCAGUGUUCUUGACGACAUCUUCAUUGACCAGCUGAAACUCUCGAAGGAGGAGGUGGACCGCCUGCUUGUCAUUGUCGGUGGCGACCAGUCGACGAUCGAGAAGCUGCGGAAUCUGAAGAAAUUCAUGGCUACAUGCCCUCAUGGCUACACUCGCUACGGCUGGGUACUCCCGCUCAUCCAGCUUUGGCACAUGGGCUGGGCGGAUUUGGAGCGUGUACUUCGCACGCACUGGGGAAAGACACAAGGCGAUGACUUGUCAGCGUUUCGCUCGAUCAAUAUCCUACUGGGACGGAAAGUGAAAGACGAAAAGCGGCCAGAAUAUUACUCAACGCUGCGGCUGAUUCUCGACACUCUGAAGGCAGAUGUACUUGAUUGCUUCCGAGUACAUCUGAGGACCGACAACCUCAACGCCUACUUCACAACUCACCAGCUCUCUUUCAGUGAUCUGCUCAAACUUUCCGAGACCAUACGCGAUCACUACAUUUGUAUUGGUGCAUACGAGAGGGCGCUUCAUCCUGAUGAAACCGUCGCGGAGUUCUUCGUCCCUGGCAAGCCCUCAAAGCCAAGGGCCACGUUUACAGGUGUAGAUCGCAGUGUACUACCCAGUGUACCACCCUUCCGCGGAGAUCAGAUGCUCGCAAAUUCCAUCCUGCGCUUGCUGGAUAGUAUGCUCCACUACGAGUUCCAAUGCGCAAUUGCCGAAGGAGACAUCGGCCGUGUGAUGAACGUAAUGGCAGUAUGGACAUUCACGUUCACCGGUUCUGGGCACAACAAAUAUGCGAACGAGCUCAUUGAGCUUACCUGUCAGUUCGAGUUCGAGUUCUCUGGCGCGCUCCAAAAGGCAAUUCUCAAUAACUGGCUAUGCAACCUGUCGGGCAUACCUGGUUGCUGGUUCCCAAUGGACCUAUUGCAGGAGAAGAACAUCAAACAGCUGAAGAAGAUGUCACAGAAGCGGAAUGCAGACUUUGGGGGUGAGUUCUUCCAGGACGUCAUUGCCCUCAAUAUUCGCGCCUUCAUCCUCGCCACCACAAGUAUGAAAGAAACUGUACGUCUUGCUCGUACCAGCAGCAUCCAUCGCCGCACAGUCAAACAGGGAGCAUUGAACGAACUGGCCCGGAAUCUCACUGAACUCGAGCUGCAUAAGUUCUGCGCUGGCCGUGCAUCGACUCACAUCCCCCGGAAUGAUUUCGAGGCUGGCUACGAGCAACUCGAGGAUGGAAAUAAGCUGCGUGACUUCGUCAAGCGGACGUUGCGGGAUGCGGGUGCAAUACACGAGACAGACAGCGAGUCUCAAGGUGUGGUGCCAGAUGAAGCUGAGGCCAGCGGCGGCGACGGGGUCCGAGUUGAUCUUCCAAUGCCCAGCAUGCAGAUCAACGGUUUUCUUGUUGUUGCAGAUGAAGACGAUUCAGACAAGUCUGACGGAGCAAGCAGUGACAUUGCAGAAGAACAUGAAGAUGAUUCCGACGCGGCGGAGGAAAGCGAUAUGGAAUUGGUGUAUACUGACGAUGAAGAGUAG
Molecule: messenger RNA, 2787 nt
Organism: Rhodofomes roseus
Lineage: Eukaryota; Fungi; Basidiomycota; Agaricomycetes; Polyporales; Fomitopsidaceae
Exons: 4
Coding region: 1-2787 (928 amino acids)
Source: RefSeq, a predicted model, not a curated record